UGUAGUAUACUCCUAUAAUUUCAAUGAAUUUUUGUGAAUUUAAUGUCAUAUAUUUAACUAAAUUAAUGUUGUAGUAUAAUCUCACUCAAGUAGUAGCCACUAGCCAGCUGUUAAUCAAAGGUUGGUUCUUUCAAUUUACACUUGAAUUAACAGCCUCAGUAAAAUAAACAUUCUCCAUUUCUUUUCCCAAUUAAUUGCUCUUUGUUCUUCACCACUUCAAAGUGCUGACUUUUUUGGGUAUCAAAUUUUCAGUAGCAUUUCAAGAACAGGUAAAAGAAACAUGGGAUCGUCGAAGCUUUUAUGCGUUAUUGGAGUGGCAAUCAUCUUUCUUCAGCUUAUUUCUGGGACUUCUGGUUGGGGACAACAUGGGCACUAUGCUAUUUGUAAAAUAGCUGAGGGAUAUCUGUCUAAAGAUGCAUUGGAUGUUGUGAAAAAACUGCUUUCAGAAUCCGCUCAGGGGGAACUAGCUGCUGUCUGCUCUUGGGCUGAUCUGUUUGCAGUUCGUUCCCAUUACUACUGGAGCCGUGCACUUCAUUUUGUUGAUACUCCUGAUUUUAGGUGUAAUUAUGACUACACUAGAGAUUGCCAUGAUUCUUCUGGACGCAAGAAUAGAUGUGUGACUGGAGCAAUCUACAAUUACACGCUACAGUUAACGUCAGCUUGCCACAACUCUGUUUCUGAAUCUAGAUAUAACUUAACGGAGGCUCUCAUGUUUCUGUCGCAUUUUGUUGGUGAUGUUCACCAGGGCUUCUCCUGCAUGCAGCCUCUACAUUGUGGGUUCUUAGGCGAUCUAGGAGGGAACAGAAUUCAACUUCAUUGGUACCGCAGGAAGGCUAAUUUGCACCAUGUGUGGGAUACGGAAAUCAUUGAUACUGCCUUGAAGAAUUUCUAUGGUUCAGAUUUGAGCAUCAUGAUAGAAGCCCUUCGCAAAAAUAUUACGGAAAACUGGUCCAAUGAUGUUGAAUCGUGGGAAGAAUGUGAAGGAAACCGCACAGUUUGUCCAAAUCCGUAUGCAUCCGAGAGUGUUAGCCUGGCUUGCAAAUACGCAUACAAAAAUGCGACACCAGGAAGUGUAUUGGGAGAUGACUACUUCCUCUCUCGGCUACCCAUAGUGCAAAGGAGGCUGGCUCAAGGUGGGCUCCGCUUGGCAGCUACUCUGAACCGCAUUUUUGAUUCGUGCGGACUGAUCUCUAAUAUGGGAAGAGGAGUGCAUGGAGCUUAUUAUGCAUGAGACUUCAUCUUCUUAAUUUAUACUUUGAAGAAUCAUAUGCUGUUGAUCUGAAAUUGAAAAAUGGUACCAUCACUCUUCAUAUUCAUUUAUAUAUCUUUAGGUGGAUCUAAUAAAAAGAAGAGGGGUGAAAGGAAAAGGAAAUGAUUCUAUCAUGUAUUAUUGUAAAUAGAAACAUCAAACACUUGCAAAAUGUUGUUCUUCAUUUAGAUAAAUUCAGUGAGAGUAUCGCUUAUUGUAACAUAGAAGUACUAUCUAAUUGUAUCUGUACAGAUAUCAUCAGGCGUUAUUUCGAGCACUUGUUGUUUACAAUCAAAUUACCUUAAUAUUGAAAAAAACAAUCCUUGCUUGUUAA
Messenger RNA from Beta vulgaris subsp. vulgaris (sugar beet), 1583 nucleotides. RefSeq names its product endonuclease 4. Gene Ontology annotation, molecular function: nucleic acid binding; endonuclease activity. Lineage: Eukaryota; Viridiplantae; Streptophyta; Magnoliopsida; Caryophyllales; Amaranthaceae. Gene Ontology annotation, biological process: DNA catabolic process. The transcript has 10 exons. The record is from RefSeq and is a predicted model, not a curated record. The coding region runs from base 281 to 1231 and encodes 316 amino acids.